CGCUGUCUUCAACUUCAUGCCAACUCAUCCUAAUUUGCAUACACGACCGUCUUUUCAACAGCUUGCAUGAAGUCCUAAGCUUGUUGCUGUGAAUACAUGCACGGCAGCCAGUCAACCUAGAAUAUUGAAGCAGUCUGCCCUUCAACUUACGAUCAGAUGUCUAUAUGCUAACUCUCGGAUUUACAAAGUUAGGGUCCUUCUGGGCCGGUUUCAGCAGAAUAUCAGAGACGUUUGGUACUUGGUAUAGCUGCACAAAGGUACAGUAUGUCUAUCAGAAAGCUCUAGAACACCGCAAUGCACCGAUCUUUCCCACUUGGUCUUCAAAGUCUCUAAGUGCUUCUUCUCCGUGGGGUAACGCACUUCGACAAUUCAGCUAUCAACUUACCCCAGCCGAGAUGCACGGCUGCUUAUCCAUGCAUCUUAUUUAAGAACUCCUAGGUAGACUCUUCCGAUGCGCAACUGACACCUUUCCGGAAGGCUUGGUGUUGAGGUCAUCCGACGUUCUGUUUCUUCGAGCUCCGUUGAGACAGUCGACUGGACUGACCAUAUCAUCGGUGCACCAUCAAAGCUUUAGCUAAAGAAUGGCAUAGAGUUGAGUACCUUUCUCGAUAUUAAAUACAAUGAUGUUUGGAGCUGGUUGAGUACGGUUAUGUCCCGGUCCAAUCUCUCCAGUGGUUCUCCUUGACGGUAGAUGUGACACCUCUGAAUUAAUGAAUGCAUACUUAUAUGCUUGUUAUGUCAAGUCACUCCCCUUGAAGCCUCGCCCUGAUCUCUAUAUCUGACACCAUGCAUCUACGAAGCGUUUCAAUCUCAUUUGCUCUUGUAGUCUCUCUUCCAGCUGUCCUGGGUCACGGUCAGGUUCACAAGUUCAUCACAUUGACAAAGAGCUACGCUGCUGCAGAUGCGUAUGGUGCUGCAGACCCAAACAGUCCCAUCGGUAAGCUCAACACAUACGGACCUGCAGCUGAUUUCACCAGCUCUACCAUCACAUGUGGAGAAGGUGGGAAUGUACCUGUUGCGUCUUUGGCUGAGGUUUUAGCUGGAGAGCUUGUCACGUUCAACUGGGGAAGUUGGACAUCAAGUCAUUCUGGACCAGUCAUGACUUACAUUGCAAAGUGUCCUAACGGAUGUGCAAGUUUCAAAGGCGACACAGGCAAUGUCUGGGUCAAAAUCGAUCAGGAUCAAUUUAACCCUUCAAGGACUGGCUUUGAAUGGGGCGAGAACAUCAUCUGUAUGAAAGGGAAUAAGUAUAGCAUCCACAUUCCCAAUAUCGAGCCUGGUGAAUGCCUUCUCCGCCAUGAGAUUCUCGGACUUCACAUCGCAGGUAACCUAAUAGGCGCACAAUUCUAUCCGAAUUGUAUACAAGUCAAGGUCACCGGUAGCAGAACAAAGACUCUUCCUGCUGGUAUCCCUCUUCCCGGUUCCUACGACCCUCAUGACCCCGGGAUCCUUGUUCAACUCUGGCAAAUUACAGCCAUGUCGCUGAAUUACACUGCACCCAGAGGGCCUGUUCUUCUUCCAGGCGGCACAGGUGACUGGGGCGUGGAACAGUACGGCGGUGGUGCUAUUGGUUCGAAGUACCCAAGUCCCACAACUGGUCCCAUCGGCAGCCCUUCAUCGGGUCCAUCUACGACUGUCAUCAGAAACCCGACGACCACUGUACAGCCUGCGCCUCCUAUCACAACUUCAACUGCUCCCACGGCACCGGCCGGUCCUGUGGUUCAGAAGUACAGACAGUGCGGCGGUUUGGCUCACUCCGGAUCCAUAACCUGCACUGAGGGCUCUAUAUGUACUGUUCUCAAUGACUACUAUUCGCAAUGCUUCUAAUUUCUUGUCCGAUCAAAUGUGUAUCAGUAGUUUCCAUUGAUCUACUCAUUCCAUGCCUUCCUGUUCCCUUCAGACGACUAUUCGGCCAUGCGCACGCACUGACAGGAGUCUGAAGACAAACACUCACCGGAAUGCCUUGAGUCUGGGGAAGAUGUUCUAUUCCAUCAACUCGUUAGACAUCUGUAAUGGAUUCAUAAGGAUGGGUCAUCUCUAAGUGAACAAGUGAAGUACGAAUUUUGCGCAACGAGUGUUGCUUGAUUACCGUGGCCAGGGUGUGGUGCUCUGAGGAGGAACUCGUCUCAUCUGAAAGAUUGUCCCAGAACUCA
Somion occarium is the source of this 2153-nucleotide messenger RNA. The record is from the annotation of a GenBank genome assembly. Lineage: Eukaryota; Fungi; Basidiomycota; Agaricomycetes; Polyporales; Cerrenaceae.